Messenger RNA from Nematolebias whitei (Rio pearlfish), 1655 nucleotides. RefSeq names its product ST8 alpha-N-acetyl-neuraminide alpha-2,8-sialyltransferase 3 (gene st8sia3). Gene Ontology annotation, molecular function: alpha-N-acetylneuraminate alpha-2,8-sialyltransferase activity. The transcript is spliced from 5 exons. The record is from RefSeq and is a predicted model, not a curated record. NCBI's taxonomy places the organism in Eukaryota, Metazoa, Chordata, Actinopteri, Cyprinodontiformes, Rivulidae. Bases 19 to 1179 code for a protein of 386 amino acids. Gene Ontology annotation, biological process: N-glycan processing; oligosaccharide metabolic process.
UGGUGGAUCAGAACCAGGAUGGUGCGGAUCGCCAGCGCGCUCGGGCUCAUCAUCUUCAGCGUGGCGCUGCUCAUCCUGUCCCUCAUCAGCUACGUGUCCAUCAAGAAGGACUUCCUGCUCGGAACCACCAGAUACGGACCCAACGGAGGGCCCAGGAUGUACAUGUUCCACUCGGGGUUCCGAGAGAGGCCGCCUCGCAAACCUGACCUGAGCUCCCAGCUGGCCUUGAAGUACUUCGACCCGGACUUCACUCCUCUGACCAGCGCGCUCAGCGAGGACCUGCAGAACUCCUCCAGAUGGAGAUACAACAGCUCCGCCUUUCUGCAGCUGAGGAACGAGAUGUCUCAGUACAUCGACAUCCCCAACAACUUCACACUGACUCGAGACUCGGUCCGAGUCGGGCAGCUGAUGCACUUUGACUACUCCAGUCAUAAAUAUGUCUACUCCAUCGGUGAGAACUUCAGAUCGCUCCUCCCGGAGGCCUCGCCGAUCCUCAACAAACAUUACAACGUCUGCGCUGUGGUCGGGAACAGCGGGAUCCUUACCGGCUCACGCUGCGGUGCCCAGAUCGAGAAAUAUGAAUACGUCUUCCGGUGCAACUUUGCGCCAACGGAGAUCUUCAAGAAGGACGUUGGGCGUCGCACCAACAUGACGACCUUUAACCCCAGCAUCCUGGAGAAGUACUACAAUAAUCUACUGACUGUUCAGGACAGAAACAACUUCUUCCUGAGCCUGAAGAAGCUGGACAGCACCAUUCUUUGGAUCCCAGCGUUUUUCUUCCACACGUCGGCCACGGUGACAAGAACGCUGGUGGACUUCUUCGUGGAACAUCGAGGGCAGCUGAAGAUCCAGCUAGCUUGGCCUGGCAACAUCAUGCAAUAUAUAAACAACUACUGGAAAACCAAGCAGUUGUCGCCAAAGCGCCUGAGCACGGGCAUCCUGAUGUACACGCUGGCGUCCUCCAUGUGCGACCAAGUUCACCUGUACGGCUUCUGGCCCUUCGGCUGGGACCCCAACACGGGCAAGGAGCUGCCGUACCACUACUACGACCGGAAGGGCACCAAGUUCACCACCAAGUGGCAGGAGUCCCAUCAGCUGCCCGCCGAGUUCAAACUCCUCUACAAGAUGCACGCAGACGGACUGCUGAAGCUCACGCUGUCCCACUGCGCCGCGGGCUGAACCUGCAGCGCUCGUUCGGCCCGUGACCCGCAGCUUCCUACAGCCAGAACCAAACAGGACCAGACGGAGGGACAUGGAUUUAUGUCGUCAUGGAAACAGAAAGACCUUGACCGUAAAGCUAACGUGGCUAACUCCAAACUGGCAGUUUCAACAAAGAACGUUUUCAUUUUUAUGACUCCAACCUUUUGAUGUUUUACCGUAAUAAUCAUGUUUAACGAGCCAACGUCACCGGAGGAGUGCACAGCACAGAUCCUGAAUGUAGAAAAUGAGCAAAACGCUGAGCAUAGAUCAGAGCAGAUCACUUUCAGUACGCUUGGUAGAAUUUCUACAGACUAAAUUAAUAAACUGUUGUAAAAUAUCACAGGUACAGGAGCAGAAAGGUUUUUAAAGAAGAUGCAGCAAAGCAGGAUAUUCAAGAAGACCGAUGUGAGCAGAAAUAUAAAAUCAGUAAUUCAGAAAAUAAACUACGAAAAGGG